UUUCGUCCUCCGCAUUUAUAUUGGUCCGGCUUUUCGAUUACCGCUCGAUCCAGAGCCUGUAGAAGCUAAUCGAAACCGACUAGAUUCUAAUAUUGUCCAGGAAUCUCAGGAUGCCAUGCGUCGGGUUGUUGUGACGGGUUUAGGAGCUGUGACUCCUCUAGGGGUAGGAAUCCGUCGAACAUGGAAACGUCUGCUAGAUGGCCAUUGCGGCAUUGUAAAUGUCAACCAUCUCGACUCCAGGUUCGCGGACUUACCAUGUCAGAUCGCCGCUCUAGUGCCUAAUGGCAAAAGGCAGGAUGGCGGCUGGACUGCGUCAGAAUGGCUGAGUAGGGAUGAAGAGCGCAAGAUGGCGCGUUUCGCUCAGUAUGCUUUAGCUGCUUCGGAAGAGGCUCUUGAAGAUGCGGGCUGGAAACCCAGUUCGUUUGAGCAGAGAGAAUCUACGGGUAUCUGUCUCGGGUCGGGAAUUGGUAACUUUGAUGAAAUCUACGACACCGUCGUGGCAUACGAUAAAGGAGGCUACAGAAAGGUAUCUCCAUUGUUUGUCCCGAAACUCUUAAUCAAUCUCGGCGCUGGCCAUAUCUCUAUGAAGUAUGGAUUCAUGGGGCCUAACCAUGCGGCUACCACCGCAUGUACCACUGGAGCACAUUCCAUCGGUGAUGCAGCUCGCUUUAUCGCAUGCGGUGAUGCGAAUGUGAUGUUAGCUGGCGGGGCUGAAUCUUGUAUUCAUCCGCUGGCUGUUGGAGGCUUUGCCCGAGCGCGGAGCCUUGCAACGAGCUAUAAUGAUGUUCCCGAGAAGGCAUCGAGGCCUUUCGAUGCGGAUCGCGAAGGGUUCGUGGUCGGCGAAGGCGCGGCAAUGGCCAUUCUAGAGGAGUUGGAGCAUGCAAAGUCAAGGGGUGCACGUAUCUACGCUGAGUUGAGAGGCUAUGGCUGUUCGGGCGAUGCACACCACAUGACGGCGCCCAAAGAAAACGGCGAAGGUGCAUUAAUGGCCAUGAGAAAGGCUCUGAAGAAUGCUGAUCUUCAACCGUCUACAGUUGACUAUAUUAAUGCACACGCCACCUCAACGGUAGUCGGAGAUGCGGCAGAAAAUGCCGCGAUCAAAAGUCUCCUUCUUGGCCCUGGAGGAAAGCGAAAGGGAGCAGAUGUAAAUAUCAGCAGCACCAAGGGUGCUGUGGGUCACUUGUUAGGUGCUGCUGGCGCUGUGGAGGCCCUCUUCACAAUCCUUGCUAUCCAUGAGAACAAGAUGCCCCCAACCAUUAAUCUGGAUCGGCUCGCCGAUGGAUUUGACUGCAACUACGCCCCGAAGCAGACCCAAGAGCGCCAGAUAGACGUGGCACUGACCAACAGCUUCGGCUUUGGAGGGACUAACAGCAGCUUGUGCUUUUCUAAGCCAUAAUAGGCACUUGUGCUACGUAUGGCGUUUGGCUUUGAUAACUGCAAGCUAUGUUACAUGUAUAACCUUAUCUACUUGUACAGUAUGUGAUAAGAUCCGAUGGUCCUUGAUAUAUGAGUCGGUUUAUGUAUCAUGGUGUGUACAGUCUCGAGGCGCUAGGCCAUACCACAUUAUGACUUGAUAUGAAGGGAUAACCUCCAUUGUCUUAUUGUUGCGACUUGAAGGGCAGAGGGGAGGGGA
Molecule: messenger RNA, 1633 nt
Organism: Aspergillus alliaceus
Lineage: Eukaryota; Fungi; Ascomycota; Eurotiomycetes; Eurotiales; Aspergillaceae
Product: putative beta-ketoacyl synthase (Cem1)
Exons: 8
Coding region: 116-1396 (426 amino acids)
Biological process (GO): fatty acid biosynthetic process
Molecular function (GO): 3-oxoacyl-[acyl-carrier-protein] synthase activity
Source: RefSeq, a predicted model, not a curated record